UACCGGUAGAUGCUUUGAAAUCUGUGCACCGUAAAUUCCGUCAGGAGUGUAUGCCAGAGUAGUAGUUUAAUUUUAGAAAUGCUUGUUUUCCAAAUGCGUAAAAUGUAACCAGCAAAGUCCUGAUUUUAAUGCAUUACGUUACCUACGGAAUAUCAGGUGAAAACAGGAAUGAUUAGAUUGAUAUUAAUUUUGGUUGAAAAUGCACAAAGCUGUCUGACAGCUGCUACUGCGAGCUAGCUACAAUGCUAGCUAGUGUACGGAUAACAUUACAAUAUAUAUAUAUAUUAAUUGCAACGUUGUUAUGCGACAUUGUUACUAGCUAGCUAUUCCCUGCAUAGACCAAUCUACAAUGUAACGGGACUUGUUUUGCUGCUGCUUGUUAGCUACUUUUGUUGUAGCAGUCUGUCACAAACAUUUCACUGACAAAAUAUUCCUAUUUCUUAAGCUUUCUUUGGACAUUGUGGGCGGUUCAAAGAAUACCAAUUAAAUUGACAAACUUUGUUUAAGUUUUAACUAAUGGCAAAGAAAAAAUGUGUUUCACAAUACAACGAAGAAUGCUCAAUGCUACGAAAUCGGAGAGGCCAGAUGAAUACAGGGGAGCAGAACCCUGUUUCAACCCAUCAUGAGUCGACCCAGGAGAAUACGGAGGAUGAUGGACUGUCUGAAGGUGACAGCCAAUCCUUAAAUGGGACAUCAGCACAACAUGACCAGGGCAUUUACUCUCCAAAUAAUGAGGCACAAAGCACAGCUUUCUUUCUGUUGGUGGUGUUCCUCUCUUUUUCCACACGCCUUUACAAAAUCAUGGAACCCCCUCAUGUAUGCUGGGAUGAAACCCACUUUGGGAAAAUGGGGAGUUACUACAUUAACAGGACCUUCUUCUUUGAUGUCCACCCACCACUUGGCAAAAUGCUGAUCGGACUAGCUGGGUACAUGACUGGCUACGAUGGAACCUACCCUUUCCUUAAACCUGGGGACAAAUAUGAGCACCACAACUACUGGGGGAUGAGAGGGUUCUGUGCAUCUCUGGGCUCCUGUCUGCCCCCCUUUGCCUACCUCACAGUGCUGGAGUUGUCCCAGUCCCCGACAGCUGCCCUCAUCGCUGCUGCAGUGCUGGCCUUUGACACUGGCUGCAUAACCAUCUCUCAGUACAUCCUUCUUGACCCCAUUCUCAUGUUCUUUAUAAUGGGAGCAGUGCUCAGCAUGGUCAAGUUUAAUCGACAGAGAUAUAGGCCCUUUAGCGCACCCUGGUGGUUCUGGCUGGUACUGACAGGGGUGAACCUGUCUGGGGCUCUGGGGGUUAAGUUUGUGGGGCUGUUUGUCAUCCUGCUGGUGGGAAUGAACACAGCCUGGGACCUGUGGAGUUUGCUGGGGGACCUGCACCUCUCUCUGAUUGAUUUUGGGAAGCACGUGUUGUCCAGGGUGUUUGGGCUUAUCCUGCUUCCCCUGUUCCUGUAUGUUACAAUAUUUGCAGUCCACUUUGUUGUCCUGAACAAAAGCGGUCCAGGAGAUGGCUUCUUCAGCUCUGCUUUUCAAUCCCGUCUGAUUGGAAACAACCUACACAAUGCAUCCAUGCCUGAGUACCUGGCAUAUGGCUCUAUCAUCACUGUGAAGAACCUGCGUAUCGCUGGAGGAUACCUCCACUCUCACUGGCAUCUGUACCCAGAGGGUGUUGGAGCAAAGCAGCAGCAGGUCACAGCAUACCUCCAUAAGGACUAUAACAACAUGUGGCUGGUGCAUAGAUCCAAUGACAGUGAUGCACAAUCAGGAGAACCUGACCUUGUUCGUCAUGGUGACAUUAUUCAAUUGGAGCACAAAGAGACUACCCGUAACCUUCACAGUCACCUCCACGAGGCACCUCUCACUAAAAAACACUUCCAGGUCACAGGCUAUGGCAUCAAUGGAACAGGUGACCCUAAUGACCUGUGGCAGGUGGAAGUGUGUGGGGGUCGGAAGGGCGACCUGGUCAAGGUGUUACGCAGCAAAGUACGCUUCCUGCACCGAGCAACUGGCUGUGUGCUCUACUCCUCUGGCAAGACUCUCCCCAAAUGGGGCUGGGAACAAGUGGAGAUUACAUGUAGCCCAUAUCUGAAGGCGACCCCAAACUCUCAAUGGAAUAUUGAGGAUCAUAUCAAUGCCAAAUUGCCCAACAUUAGCCUUUCAGUGCUGAAGCCCCACUUCCUGGAGAUAUUGCUGGAGUCCCACAUCGUUAUGAUCAGGGGUAACAGUGGGUUGAAGCCCAAAGACAAUGAAAUGAACUCUAAACCCUGGCAUUGGCCAAUCAACUACCAGGGAUUGAGGUUCUCUGGAGUGAAUGAGACUGAAUACCGUGUCUACCUGUUAGGGAACCCUGUGAUCUGGUGGCUGAACCUGGUCAGUCUGGGCCUGUAUGUGGUUAUGGUGGCAGUGGCCUCUCUGGCCCUCCGCAGAGGAGUCCAGCUGGACAAGAGAAGAAUAGAGCAUUGUCGCGUGCUGAUGGAAGGUGGAGGGCUGCUGCUCCUGGGCUGGUUGCUGCACUACGUACCCUUCUACACCAUGGGCCGCAUCCUCUACUACCACCACUACUUCCCUGCCAUGCUCUUCAGCAGCAUGCUAACAGGGAUUACUUUGGACACCCUGCUGCAGAGUGCUGACCUAUGGCUCUGCCCACCCUAUUCUCACUGGCUGCUCAGAGGAGGACAGGCAAUGCUAUUCCUGGCCAUCCUUGAUAGCUUUUACAUGUUUCACCCUCUGUCCUAUGGUAUGAGAGGGCCGCUGGCCCAUGACCCUGAUAGUACCAUGGCUGGCCUGAAGUGGAUGGACUCCUGGGAGUUUUAGGCAGGUGAACAGUCAGGAAGAGUUCUGACUGACAUAGUGAUGUAUCAGUGGUAUUUUAGCAGACAUGCAAGUGUCUGUUUCUUAUACACUAUGUGAACUUCAGUAUUUUUCAUAAUGUGCAUAGCUAUGGAUUGUUAAAUAUUUAACAUUAAAGUAUUUUAUAGUCAGUUACGUCCAAAUAUUUCUAAGUGUUUUAAUUCAACAUUGAAAACUGAAUAUUUUAGUGACUUUCUACACUUGAAUUGCGCAGCAGUGCAUUGUGAAACAAUACUAGGAACAGAAUAUACUGUUCACAAUCAUAGCCUACUCUUUUUGUGUUGGGAGAUAAAAACGUGAUAAAUACAUUCAUGUGCAUUAGGUGGAUGUUGAAAUGUGUGAAUGUGUUUAUUUAAUUGAGACCGUUAGUGACGUCUAAUGAUGUCUAUUGUACUGCCUUAACAUGUUUAGUUUUUUCUUGACUGAGUUGCAAUAAUGAGCUAAGUGCCUAGGGACUAAAUCAAUUUUAAAUACUUAUGGGAAUCUAAUAUUCUAAUUAAAAGUUUUAUGAUGGGAAUGAGUUCACCUGUUUCCGUUACAUUAUAUCAAAUUAUCUUGUAAUGUUUUCUAGAUCUUAGUGUGCACAGUAUUGUAUACAUCUUUGGCAAGAUACAGUGCUUUCAAUGACUGUCCGUUCCGCAUUUUGCUUUCUCAAAGAAAGGCAUCUGUUACUUUUCAAUACAACUCUCCAAAACAACCUUUGUAUAUAGUGCACAUUCAUUGUCUUUUAUUUCUCCUGCGGUGUCCUAUAUAUAUUUUUUGCAAUGUGUGAUCUUAUUUCAUGUGUGGGUAUGAUUUUAAUAAUUUGUUGUUUUUCUUUGCAUUUGUGACAAGUUUACAGACAUGAUCGUCAUACUUCUCAAAUACAGAAAAGCACCACAAUGUCA
Molecule: messenger RNA, 3737 nt
Organism: Oncorhynchus masou masou (cherry salmon)
Lineage: Eukaryota; Metazoa; Chordata; Actinopteri; Salmoniformes; Salmonidae
Gene: pomt2
Product: protein-O-mannosyltransferase 2
Exons: 20
Coding region: 517-2814 (765 amino acids)
Biological process (GO): protein O-linked glycosylation via mannose
Cellular component (GO): endoplasmic reticulum; membrane
Molecular function (GO): dolichyl-phosphate-mannose-protein mannosyltransferase activity
Source: RefSeq, a predicted model, not a curated record